GGAGAGUCUUCAUUUCGAAAUUCCAGAAGACGUUGAAUCUUCUUGUUCAUAUCUUUUCUGAUGGCAGCAAUGGCGCCAGCUCCGACUCAGGAGGAAGAAGUUCCUGUUCUUCCUAUGCCAUCGAGAAACCCGCUACCUCUUUCGUCGGCCCAGGAAGCACAAGUUCGAGAGCUUUACCAUGCGAGAGUACGGGGAUAUUGUGCUGCAGAAAUUAAAUUAUUCGCAGACUGUGCCCUAGGACGAACCUUCACAGCGCCAUUCAAGUGCAGAGAACAGAAUAAAGCUAUGAAUACAUGCAUGAUAGCACAUGCAACACAAUCCGAGCAAGAUGCAGCGAGAGAAGAAUGGUUUGGUCUGCGACUAAAACGGCAGAAGGAUCGUGAAGCCAAAGAGUCCAGAAGGAAAGAGCAGGAGAAGUUCCAUAAGGAAUGGUGGGGGUUGCCAAUCGAGGAUCGAGAUGGAGAGAAGGGAAGAGAAGUUAUGCGGAAAGCAGAAAGAGUAGGAGGGUUCCCGAAGAGAGAUGAGGACCAGAUGAGCAAGGAUCGACAUCGAUGACAGUGUUGGAUGAGGAUGAUUGCAUUGACAAAGGCGUUUGAGAUCAUUGUAUGGUGUUCCGGAAUCCUUUAGCACACUUGGAGUGUGCUUGUAAGUUUAGGAUGUACGAGCCUGCAAACCGCUCUGCUGGGUCUUCAUAAGAGUUGGCCGUGCUUUGUGUUUCCCAGUAGAUGGCUUAUCUCAAAUGAGGACCAUGAUAGUCCUUCAUGAGUAUAAACUCAGUCGAAUUUUCUCAGCCUAAAUUCCAGGAUCCUUGUACCUCAAUAACACUCUCAACUUCGUCCUUGAGCAUUAUUCUAUUCUUCUCCUUGUUCACGAUGACAAAGCUUAUUCCUAUACGGAUCGUGAUGGACUUUCCUUCCCAAUUUUCAAGCUCUGCCAGUAUACAAGCUACGAACCUCUC
Molecule: messenger RNA, 958 nt
Organism: Mollisia scopiformis
Lineage: Eukaryota; Fungi; Ascomycota; Leotiomycetes; Helotiales; Mollisiaceae
Exons: 2
Coding region: 61-555 (164 amino acids)
Cellular component (GO): mitochondrion
Source: RefSeq, a predicted model, not a curated record